Messenger RNA from Desarmillaria tabescens, 285 nucleotides. RefSeq lists its product as uncharacterized. The record is from RefSeq and is a predicted model, not a curated record. The coding region runs from base 1 to 285 and encodes 94 amino acids. Lineage: Eukaryota; Fungi; Basidiomycota; Agaricomycetes; Agaricales; Physalacriaceae. The transcript is spliced from 2 exons.
AUGCCAAGUUCGCUUUACUUAUAUUUCUUUAGGGCACACAAGACGUCCAGCGCGUUCCCUGGCUCCGUGGUUCUAACUCAAAACUUAUAUGGGCACACGUCUCUGUCUGCUUCUUCUGCAUGCACACGAGCCUACGUUCAUGCGUACUUUCAAAAUGGCACUCUGCCUGGCGACGGAACAGUUUGUGAAGUUGAGUCUGAGAUGUUCCCAACUUCCUCAACCGCUACUGGCAGCCAGCGACGUUCCUUCUGGGAUUACAGCCUAUUCACCAAUCCUCUCAUUUGA